GCGUCGACGAAGAACAAGCAGAAAUUAGUAAUGCGGAAAAUAUGCCCGAAUUUCGAGCGCGAGGACACGCUGGAGACGGUGCUGGAGGUGCCGAUCCCGGAGGAGAUGUUCAGCCCAUUGGGCAGCAAUGGGGCCCAGCGGUGGCAGGCGAUGUCCGCGUGGAUGAAGGCUCAGACGGCGGACAAGUGGUCGUCACCGCUGGUCGUGGGAAGGUACAACGAGAUGAGCUUCAUUCUUAGCAUCGUGGGGUGCCCCAUCCUCCCCUUCCAGAUCAAGGUGGACCGUUCCAUUGAGCGCGCCGUCAAGCACGCCUCCAUCGAGGCGUCGACGGCCAAGUACAUCGUGCAGCAGUACAUAGCGGCGAUGGGUGGGCAGGCGGCGCUGAAUGCCCUUAGCAGCAUGUGCGUGGUCGGGCAGGUGAAGAUCAGCGCCUCCGAGUUCUACCAGGGGGACGAGUCCGUCAAGACCAAGAGCAAUGAACAGGCUGGAGGCUUCGUCCUCUGGCAGAAGAAUCCCGACAAGUGGUGCCUAGAGAUGCUCAUUUCUGGCUCCAAAAUCAUCUCCGGUAGCAACGGCAAACUCUCCUGGAGACAGUCCUCCAACCAACUUAGGCCCAUCUCCAAGGGCCCACCCCGAUUACUACGCCGAUUCUUACAGGGAUUGGAUCCACGAGCCGCGGCCAAUUUGUUCAUAGACGCCGUCUGCAUUGGCGAAAAGAUCAUCAACGACGAGGAUUGCUUCAUACUCAAGAUCGACACCAACCAGUCCACGCUGGAGGCACAGAGCAGCCCGAAGCAUGAGAUCAUCCACCACACCAUAUGGGGCUACUUCAGCCAGAGAUCGGGCCUCCUCGUUAAGCUCGAGGACUCCAGGCUGCUCUCUGUCAAGACGUGCAAGGAAGAUGGAGACGUUUUCUGGGAGACCAGCACCGAGUCUGUCAUCGAAGAUUACAAGCUCGUCGAUGGCGUCAACAUCGCCCACGGUGGCAAGACUUUCUUCACCGUUUUUCGAUACGGGGAACAGUCUGCAAACCACAAACGGGAGUUGCAGGAGACAUGGAAACUCGAAGAGGUUGAUUUCAACAUCUAUGGAUUGAAACCCGAAUUCUUUAUGCCUCCAACCGAAUUUAAGCUUAAAUGAUUUUUAUUGAG
This is a messenger RNA of Salvia splendens (bonfire salvia), 1151 nucleotides long. RefSeq lists its product as uncharacterized. NCBI's taxonomy places the organism in Eukaryota, Viridiplantae, Streptophyta, Magnoliopsida, Lamiales, Lamiaceae. The record is from RefSeq and is a predicted model, not a curated record. The transcript is spliced from 3 exons. Bases 31 to 1140 code for a protein of 369 amino acids.